Messenger RNA from Haemorhous mexicanus (house finch), 2215 nucleotides. RefSeq names its product DnaJ heat shock protein family (Hsp40) member C14 (gene DNAJC14). The record is from RefSeq and is a predicted model, not a curated record. Gene Ontology annotation, molecular function: dopamine receptor binding. The transcript is spliced from 7 exons. Lineage: Eukaryota; Metazoa; Chordata; Aves; Passeriformes; Fringillidae. The coding region runs from base 189 to 2126 and encodes 645 amino acids.
CGUGGUCAGCUCGGCGGCGGGCGGAAAGCGGAAGUGUGACCGUGAGGGGACCCGGGGGGGGGCGGCGGCGCGACCCCCCCCCCCCCCCACCCCGCCGGUACCGGCGUGGUGAGUCCUGAACCGCCCCGGAACCGCCCCCGAACCCUCCCGGUACCGGCGUGGGAUGGCCGUGACCUAAGCCCGGUGCGAUGGAGCGGCCCCGGUACCGGGAGGCGGCCGCCGGGGGGAGCGGGCCCGGGGGGGGCUCCAGCGCCGCCUGGAACGGGACCUGCGGCCACCCCCCCGCUGCCACCGGCGCCACCACCGGCACCGGCACGGCGGGGGGCGACGACGACGAGAGCGGCGAGCGCGACACUCCUGUCCCCGGCCCCGGUGGCGACCCCGGUCCCGGGAGUGUCCCCAACUCCGGGAGUGUCCCCAAAACCGAGGGUGUCCCCAACUCCAGGAGUGUCCCCAACCCUGUGGGUGUCCCCAACUUCGGGAGUGUCCCCAAGCCUGAGGAUGUCCCUGAGGGUGUCCCCAACCCCAGGAGUGUCCCCAGCCCUAGCAGUGUCUCCGGUCUUGGGAGUGUCCCCAACCCCGGGAAUGUCCCCAACCCCAGGAGUGUCCCCGGUCCUGGGAGUGUCCCCAACUCCGGGAGUGUCGCCAGCGCUGGGAGUGUCCCCGGUCCUGGGAGUGUCCCCAGCUCCGGGAGUGUCCCCAACUCCGGGAGUGUCCCCAGCGCUGGGAGUGUCCCCAAUCCCGGGACCCCCAGGAGUGUCCCCCACCCUGAGGGUGUCCCCAACCCCGAGAGUGUCCCCAACUCCAGGAAUGUCCCCACCCCCGGGAGUGUCCCCAACCCUGAGGGUGUCCCCAGCUUUGGGAGUGUCCCCAACCCCGGCAGUGUCCCCUCCCCCGGGGGUCGCUGCGGCUGCCGCUGCCCCCCGGCCGCUCCCCCGAGCCCCUCCCGGGACCUCCCGUGCGGCCUCGGCUGCCGCCACCGGCGACCCCCGGAGGACCCCGGCGACCCCCGCAAGGCGCGGCAGCGGCGACCGCGACAACGCCACGACGAGCCCGGCGACACCGGGAGGGGACAGCGGGGGUCCCUGCAGGUGGCCCGGGCGGGGGUCGCGCUGUGCCUGCGCCUGCUCGGGGCUCUCCUGGCGCUGCUCUUCCUCCUCCUCCUCCUCCUCCUCGGGGGGCUCCGCUCCUUCCUCCGCGGCGCCUCCGCGGGGCUCCGCCGCUCCCGGGAGCUUCUGGCCGAGCGGUUCCGCCGGCGGGCGAGCCACGGAGGUGGCGGUGGCGAGGAGGAGGUGACACGUUUGGUGACAAUGGCCGAGGUGGCCGAGGAGGAGCUGGACCCGUUCCGGGUGCUCGGCGUGGAGCCCACGGCCAGCGACACCGAGCUGCGGCGGGCGUACCGGAGGCUGGCGGUGCUGGUGCACCCCGAUAAAAGCCGCGACCCCCGGGCGGAGGCGGCGUUCAAGGUGCUGCGGGCGGGCUGGGAGCGGGUGAGCAGCCCCGAGAGGCGGCGCGAGUACCAGGCGAGGCAGCUGGCGCAGGGGGAGCUGGCGCGGGCGCUGGGCGCGUUCCUGGGCCGGCUGCAGGAGGAGCUCAGGGACGCCAUGGACGCCAUGGGCUGCACCCGCUGCGGGGGGCGCCACAGGCGGUUCCAGCUGGACAGGGACCCCCGCGGUGGCCGCUGGUGUGCCCCGUGCGGGGGGUGGCACGUGGCUGAAGAAGGUGACCUGUGGGCGGAGUCCAGCCUGCUGGGCCUCAAGGUCACCUACCUGGCCUGCAUGGACGGCCACAUCUACGACGUCACCGAGUGGGCGGGCUGCCAGCGCGUGGCCAUCUCCCCGGACAGCCACCGUGUCCCCUACCACCUGUCCUUCGGCGCCAGGACAGCCACGCCGGCCGGACGCCAGCGGGCUCCCCCCAAGGGCAGCCCCCCGACCCCCGCUGACCUCCAGGAUUUCCUGGCCCGCGUUUUCCAGGGAAAUCCGGGCGAGGCCGGGGGGGCUUUCCCCGCCCCCCCGGGGGCUGCGGGACCCCCCCAGGGACCCCCCCAGCCCCAGGGGGGCCCCCCCAGGGGGGACACGAAGCACAAGAGGAGGAAGAAGGGGCGGCGGCCGCUGCCGCGCUGAGGAGACCCCCGACCCCCACCCCAAAAAAAAAGGGCUUGGAAUAAAAAAAAUCUAUUUUUUUCUUUUUUUUCGGGUUUUUUAAAGAAAAA